Molecule: messenger RNA, 899 nt
Organism: Etheostoma spectabile (orangethroat darter)
Lineage: Eukaryota; Metazoa; Chordata; Actinopteri; Perciformes; Percidae
Product: 1-phosphatidylinositol phosphodiesterase-like
Biological process (GO): lipid metabolic process
Molecular function (GO): phosphoric diester hydrolase activity
Source: RefSeq, a predicted model, not a curated record
AUGCCGUGGAAAGACCUGUUCUUCAAUGACAACGGAAACCUCACUCCCGGGUCCUACAAUAUUCCAUGGAUGGCGGGCAUCGAGAAUUUCCGCACCCUCUCUCUCAUCACCCUCCCUGGGGCCCAUGACAGCAUGGCCCUGUACGGAGGUCCAGAGGCGGAAUGCCAGGCCUUGUCCCUGAAGGAUCAGCUCAGGGCUGGCAUUCGUUUCCUGGAUCUCAAAGUGUUCGGACUGGGUGACACCCUCUAUGUCAUGCAUGGGGUGAUGUACCAGCACAGCACUCUCAAGGACGUCCUAGACACUGUCCGAGCCUUCCUGAAAGAGUUUCAGACCGAAGCUGUGCUCAUUAGAAUCCAACCAGAGUCUUUUGAGAAAAACACUGUCAACCAAAUGGUGCAGAGUCUGAUUGGCAACGACCAGCACGUCUGGGUGACUUCUGGCAUGCCAAACAUUGGUCAGGUCAGGGGGAAAAUAGUCUUUUUGCAGAAGAGCACCUUCACGCUAGGAAUUCCCCUCAUAGACACAGACGGGAAAGGUCAAACCAAGGUUAGCAACGUUAAAGAUAAAGACAACAGAAUUAUGAAGCAGCUGAACCAAGCCACUGAAGCCUGUGGGGGUGAUAAUGCGGUUCUGACUUACAGUAGCGGCACUGGCUUUGGUACUUUCUGGGGAAUGUUUCUGACUCCAAAGAGAGUGGCUGAAAAGGUAAACCCAUGGCUCAAUCAAUACCUGAGACAGUUCUACCCCAAUCAGCCCAGGCCAUGCUUUGGCAUCAUUGCCAUGGACUUUCCUGGCAUUGACCUCAUUCAAACUGUUAUCAAUUUAAACUGGUGGUAGCUGUGUACAAUGUGCCCCAUCACGUGUUGAAUCUGAUAUUUGAUUAUGAAAUCUGUCCUGUA